AUGAAACUUAACUCCAAAAAGUGCAAAGAACUACGCGUUUGCUUUCUGAGGGAAUCACCUGAUCUAUCACCAUUGUUGAUCGACGGUCAUGCGCUUGAGGUUGUGCGGUCUCAUAAAGUCCUAGGUCUGGUUAUCCAAAACGAUCUUAAAUGGAAUGCACACAUAGAAUCAGUUGUAUCCAAGGCUUCUAAACGUUUAUAUAUCAUCCGCAUAUUACGACGAGGUGGUGUCCCUGCGGAAGACUUAUUGAGUAUAUACUUUGCCUUAAUACGAUCGGUUCUGGAGUACUGUUGUGUGGUAUGGCAUCAUGCCCUACCUUUGUACCUCGCCGAUGAUUUAAAGCGAGUGCAAAAACGAGCGCUGAGGAUUAUUUUACCGGGUUACUCUUAUAGGGAAGCAUUAGCACAACUUGGGUGUUCCAGAUUGGAUGAAAGGUGA
Paramuricea clavata is the source of this 438-nucleotide messenger RNA. Lineage: Eukaryota; Metazoa; Cnidaria; Anthozoa; Malacalcyonacea; Plexauridae. The record is from the annotation of a GenBank genome assembly.